This is a messenger RNA of Pseudocercospora fijiensis CIRAD86, 526 nucleotides long. RefSeq lists its product as uncharacterized. Lineage: Eukaryota; Fungi; Ascomycota; Dothideomycetes; Mycosphaerellales; Mycosphaerellaceae. The record is from RefSeq and is a predicted model, not a curated record. The transcript has 9 exons. The coding region runs from base 224 to 526 and encodes 100 amino acids.
UUACAACCUGGUUGUCAUCAUCGUCAGAUCACACGCAUCGUAGGUCUCAUCAUAGAUGCCAUUAAUACCUCAUCACGAAUCCGUCUGAACAACAUACUUAUCCAUCGCUCAAACCUUUCUUUUGCUCUUUGACUCCUGCUCUCGUAGCCCACCAGAGGAAUAUGCAGCAGCAGCACUGAAACCCUCCGAACAUGUGCGAAUCCGUAGCGGGAACUCUCCACGCAUGCGGGCAUUCGAGGACAAGAACUCUAGCCUGAGAAAAAGAGAUUCGACACAUUAUAAUAGUACGGCAUGGAUGGAGAGCCUCGGAGGUGGAAAGCCGGAGUGGUGGCCGAGUUCUGAUCGAAGGCCAAGCACGGCUGAUAGCGAGGAGAGGGAUGAUGGAAGCGUAUUGCCUGGUGGAGAAAGGGAUCAUGAGAUGGCACCUUGGCAAGGUAUUUAUCGCAGGCUGUCGCUCAAUUGUAUCGUGGGCCUACGCAAACGUUCUUUUCUACUAUGCUUUCCUUUGGAGGCUGCUCAGGCCUGA